Molecule: messenger RNA, 1349 nt
Organism: Jatropha curcas
Lineage: Eukaryota; Viridiplantae; Streptophyta; Magnoliopsida; Malpighiales; Euphorbiaceae
Gene: NFD1
Product: Ribosomal protein L21
Biological process (GO): translation
Cellular component (GO): ribosome
Molecular function (GO): RNA binding; structural constituent of ribosome
Source: RefSeq, a predicted model, not a curated record
CAAAACCCCCAUUCCACGUGUGCUAAACCCUAAUGAACACUCAACAACACUGAACUAGCUGAAUUUGGUUUUUCACGUCCUGGGUAACCACCAUCAUCACCAGCCAUGGCACAGAGGCGGUGUCUCCACAGCCUAACCCGUCAAACCGUAGCUCUUCUCUCCUCAAACCCUACCACACUGCACCAUUCUCUCAAAGCUUCACCUUCUAUCCCCAAUUCAAUUUCUAUCAAAUCUCUCAUCUUCAGAUCCUCCAUUUUUACGAAAGCUGAUAUCACCUGGUGUUCUCUCUGGUCUCACCACCAUCGUCGCCAUUUCGCGUCAAGUUCACGGGACGAAAGCGAUGAUAACGAGGAAGAUGAAGAGACGGAGGGAGAGGAUAGUGAGGGAGAGUAUAGUGAAGGAGAGGAGCCAACGGGGUCUGCUUUGAACAUAGAGUACUCGGCGCAGGAGAAGGAAGAGGAGGCUGCAGCUAUUGGUUACAAAGUAAUUGGACCACUCGACAAGUCCGACCAACUCUUUAAACCAUACGAGCCGGUUUUCGCUGUUGUUCAGAUUGGAUCGCAUCAAUUCAAGGUGAGCAAUGGGGAUUCUAUUUUCACUGAGAGAUUGAAAUUCUGCGACGUAAAUGACAAGUUGAUUUUGAACAAGGUUCUGUUGUUAGGAUCAAGUACUCAAACAAUUAUUGGCAGGCCCAUGGUGCCAGAUGCAGCUGUUCAUGCAGUUGUUGAGCAACAUGCAUUAGAUGCAAAGGUAAUUAUCUUCAAGAAGAAGAGAAGGAAGAAUUACCGCAGAACCAAAGGACAUCGGCAGGAACUGACUAAAUUAAGAAUAACUGAUAUUCAAGGAAUUGAGAAACCAGAAAGGAAAAUUGAUUCUCCAAAGUCUAAAAAGGCAGCAGCCAAAAAGCAAGAAAAGGUUGCAGUUGCUGCUUAAGAGGGAUUUUCCCCGCGACAUAUUUUCACAAUAAUGGCUUCCCAUGUUUAUAUUCUGCUGCAACUUUCUGAUACAAUUUGAUGGAACUAUAUCCAGUGUACAUUUGGGAUGCCAUAGGAAGCAGAAAAAACACCAUUUUGACCAGAUACCUUUUCUAGGAUUAUUAUUUGGGAAUUCCCCUGCUAGAGUUUUUGUGUUGCCUACACUGUUCAUGUUGCCUCGCUAGUAGACUCUUGCUCGUAACAGAGUUGAAUCGAGUUAUUCCCAAGGAUAAAGCAAUUAGUCGUUGCACUUAGUUGAAUAUUAUUAUUUUAUUAAACCUUAAGACAGCCUUUUAUGAUUUGCUUGUAGCUUCAUGGUCAUCCUGGACUUUGUAAACUAUAAUGAUUAUUGAUCUUCCGUGUAUCUUUUACAAA